Messenger RNA from Lytechinus pictus (painted urchin), 2529 nucleotides. RefSeq lists its product as uncharacterized. The transcript is spliced from 6 exons. Lineage: Eukaryota; Metazoa; Echinodermata; Echinoidea; Temnopleuroida; Toxopneustidae. Gene Ontology annotation, molecular function: zinc ion binding. The coding region runs from base 1 to 2430 and encodes 809 amino acids. The record is from RefSeq and is a predicted model, not a curated record.
AUGUCGAACAUUGUGUUGUGCUCGCAUUCAGAAGCAGAUGCAGAUCCUGAACAAGUACGCUGGUUAGAGGAACUCUUGCCUGACAACUACAAACAUCACAUAUGUAAUGUAAAAGUAGAAGAGGAGGGAGUAAAGGUCACAUUGAGGUUAGCUGUUCCGAACGAAGAAGGUGCUAAAGAAUGGCUGGAAUCCAUGCAGAAGUCGUCUUUGGCAACUUUUCGAGUGGAAAGAACUCAUCCCUCCUCUGGUGAAAAGGUGUUGUACAAGAAUGAUUUUCGCUGCCAACAUAACACCAAACCAAGAUCAGCAACAGCUGAUCAACGCAGGGGGUCAAAGAACACAUCUUGUCCAGCGGGCCUGAGUAUUGUUGUGAAAGUCAACACCUUUGAAAGGUCAGACGGGAGAAAAAGGAAGUGCAGGUCAUCUGAUCCUCAUAUGCCUGAUCAUCCGAUGGUUGUGAAAUUCAAGUCCACACAUAACCACCCUCUUAGGACGGCAGAUGCUUUGAAGCAUAGGGAUGUGAGUGAAGACGUUAAGGAAAAGUUCCUGGAUUUGUUCAGCAAGGGCUACACUCCUUCAAAGGCACUGGCACUGCACAAACACGAUCUUCAACUCCAACACAACGACAACUACAUUUUCGUCAGUGCAGAUAGAGCCAUCACACCUGAUUUGCAAUACACUUACAGGUUAUACUACCAGACUUUCAAAAAGGAGUAUAGUGAACCCAAGGGAGAAAUUGCCCUUAAGGAGUUGGAGAGGAGAAUCAAGGAUGGUUUGCUUGGGGAUGAUGUAAAAUUGUCCCUUGUUGGGCCAGGAGGAUCACAAGCGGCCAUUGCCAUAGUUACACCACUGAUGAGACGCGUCCAUAAACUAAUAAAACAUUCUGGCGAAGUCGUGUUUAUUGACACUGCAUGUACUGGGAACAUGGACCGCCAAGGAUGUAGAGUUUAUUCGCUCUUGACGCACAGUUGUUGUGGAGGACUACCACUUGGAGUGCUAGUUACAACUAGUGAUAGCACAGAAACAAUGACAGAGGCACUGAAUUUGUACAAUUCAGUAUUGGAUGACAGUGCGUAUUUUGGGCGUGGGAAAUCUGGGCCUGAGCUCUUUAUGACAGAUGACAGUACGUCGGAACGGCAAUCACUUCAUGCCGUCUACCCUGAUGCCACUCUUCUCCUUUGUGUCUUUCACAUGCUUCAAGCAUUUUGGCCUUUCUUGUGUGAAGCUAAGAAUGCAGUUAGGAAGGAAGACAGGCCACAUCUGUUUUUUUUGUUGAGGGACAUGGUGUACUGUGACACUGUUGAAGCAUUGGAGGCAAAGCAUGAGGAAAUCAUGAAAGACAAAACCUUGGAGACAUAUGCAAAUGUACGUAGGUAUUUGGAGAACAUCUAUGUCAGAAAGAUGUCAUGGGCUGUGUGUUACCAAGCUGACCUGAAUGCCUGUAACAAUAACACAAAUAACUUCGCAGAAUCUGCCAUGCGCGUAAUGAAGGAUCAGAUCCUUGAGAGGACCAAGGCCUAUAAUGUGAUCCAGCUAGUGGACUUCAUUGUCACAAGGCUUGAGACAUAUUAUGAAAGACGGCUUAUCGAUAUAUGCAACAACAGAUUGGACAGGGUGCUCCAGUCUCGAUUUCUGCCAAGUAUUGCUACUGGAUCAGAGAUUGAUCCCAACAAAAUCGUGAGGCUUGAGGACAGUCAGAAUGUGUUCUUGGUUCCUAGUGAGACAGAUGAUACAACAACAUACAUGGUAGAUACUGCUCUUGGUGUGUGUGAUUGCAGGAAAGGAAUGGCAGGUGGCCCAUGUAAACAUCAAUAUCUGGUUAUCAAGAAGUUCAACAUCCAGUGCUGCUGGAACUUUAUUUCUGUUAACGAUUUAUCAAUGAGGACACUGUUGUACGAGGUGGCUACAGGCUGUGCAAAUGCCCCAGAAGAACGAGCGGACACCAACUUGAUAAUGGAGUCCAUGAACAACUCAGCAGAUGAAAAUGAUGGUGCUGACGAUGAUGACGACAGCAUGGAGUCAAUGAACGAUUGGGAAAACAGAAAUGAUGGAGCUGACUGCACAGAUGUGGAGAUGUCAGACAGUGGACAAGAUGUUGUGACGAAUCCACGGCUAGCAAGUUUACACUUGCAACGCUCUCUUCGAAGCCAAAGGCAGUUCGGUUGCACAUCAAAAUCAAGUGCUGAGGAGAAUGGAAGUGACCCAAUACUCAAUGAGCUAAACAAGGCAGUUCUUGCUUUACAACAACGCUACAAAGGAGACAAAGAAUCCUUUCGAAGACCUGUACAAAAAUUCACCAAGAAACUUCUGGGUUUAAAUUCUGGAACCAAUACUCGAUUAGCUUCUGCGCUUGACUGCUUUGGCCGUUACUCUGGGGUGGGAGGUGCUCUGGGCAAGAAAAAAAAGAAAAGAACCAAAAAAAGUCUCUGAAGAUUCUAGGAGCAUCUAGGAGAAAGAUGGUUGGCGGUGGCAGAAACUGCAUUGGUGCUGGCAGACCAUCAAAGGAUUGAUUGAAAACCAGGAAAGAAA